This is a messenger RNA of Aspergillus oryzae RIB40, 513 nucleotides long. RefSeq names its product putative GPI anchored cell wall protein. The record is from RefSeq and is a predicted model, not a curated record. NCBI's taxonomy places the organism in Eukaryota, Fungi, Ascomycota, Eurotiomycetes, Eurotiales, Aspergillaceae. The coding region runs from base 1 to 513 and encodes 170 amino acids. The transcript is spliced from 3 exons.
AUGUUGUUCGCCAAGUCUGCUCUUUUCUUGUCCUUUUUGGCCCUCGGAAAUAUUGCCGCCGCUGCAGGCCCUAAGGCUUGCCUUCUCGAGGCUCUCGGCACUGAGCCAAGCCCCGGUGAUCUCAAAGCCGUCUGUGUUGAUAAAGUGCAGACCAAAAUCGAGAGCCUGUGCAGCGAUGAUGACAAGCAAGACGCUCUGAAGCAGUUCGCUGACACCUGCACCGCUGCUGGACACAAAGUCGUCGUCAACACCUCGACCUCUUCAAGCGCCUCUUCCACCGGUACUUCCACUGCCGGUUCCAAGUCAAGCAGCUCCGGCUUUGUCACUGCUACCGCUACCAGCACUUCCAGCUCCGGCUCUAGUACCUCCGGCUCUGAUUCUGUUACUAACCCCAGCUCGACCUCUUCUUCCGGAGUACCUCUUCAUACCGCCAAUGCCGGCUCGUCUGAUAGGCAUAUUCCCGCUGCUGCCUUUGCUGCAGUUGUCUUCGUCGGCUUCGCUGCUACGCUGUAA